ACACCCUUAGAACUAUUCGUGCCUACUCAGAGAAUUCUCGAGAUCUCAUCCUGUCCGUCACUUGCAAAUGCUGAUCAACCUUCGAUCAUGGUGGAAGCAUAAUGAUUAAAUCGUCACAUGGGUCACAUGAAGGAUAACCUCUUGGAUGAAGGGUCAGGCCAGGCGCUCCGAGUUUCGAAACUCCUCAGAUGAAGGUAAGAGUCAAUUUGAGUGAGAUGAUUCUAGGACUGCAAGGAACAUCCAGAAAUGAAUAACUGAUGGUGGAGAUCACAGUCGAAACGUACUGCUGAUUGCCCUUGGAUCUAGUUGAGGGGCUAUAUUUCCUAUUCCGGCCCGCAAGCGAAACCCUGGGAGCCAAAGAGCCUUCACUUUACGUCUACUUUGGCAGACCCAAUUCAAGAUGCCUGUGAACACGGAUUAAGUUCACUUCUUCACUGGACCUUUCAUUCUACAAAUUUGCCAUCUCCGGGUCAUCGAAAAUGACUUGCAGGAAACGGACUAAUCAGUAAGUGACCCACGAUGGGUUCACACUUCAUUUUGUUACAUCUCGGUUCAGACGGAGUUGCUUUCCACAGAUGCCACGGAGUCUGACUGCAGGUCUGACUGACAAACGCUCCAGGAUCGAUGAUAAGUUUGCACACGCUUGAACAGCAGCAUUCAAAGAGUAGAGCUCAGAAUUGAUGAGCGCCAUAUUGAAGCGGGUCCCGAGCUGUCUGCAGUGCCUGAUAGCUUGGUGCGAAUGGUGGAUACAGAUCAGAUUACAGAUGCCCUGUUGGUGGAUAAGAUCGACGAAGACGUUCUUCAGGAAAUUAUUUUUCAGUCACAUGAAACUUCAAAGAACCCGAUCAUUUGUCUUGUACGUGGCAUACAUAUGAUAUACUCUAUCAUAGUACGUAGCAGUACAUUGGGAAUACGUGAGAUGAUGGAUGAGCAUGAAUUCCUCCAUCACAGUUUUGAACCAUCAAGCUACUGAGGACGCUUUUGUCAUCGAGGAGUGAGUAGAUUCCAAUUGGUGUCGUCACAUACAAUUUUAGUAGACCCAUCCUUGUCCACUCACGUUCCUAGAAGGCUGCUGCUGUUUGAUCCUGGAGACAACAAUAUAUGACUGCACCGCCUUUUGCUGCCAAGCUGUUUUUGCUUAGAGAUCAUAGUUGUGAACACGCUUGAAGACAUUAGCCUGCAUACGCUACCAAGAUUCUUGGUGAAUUUUCCAGUCUAUCUCCAACGUGAGGGUUAAAGUGGUCACUGUGUGGGAAGUAGAUGCCCUCUGGCCACUGUGGGGAAUGCAAGAUCGCUGCUGGACCUCGAUCUUCGCAGUCGGUAAGUUCAUUGCUCCUUCCACUCUUCAAAUCUCUGCCAUUGCUGGGUAGAAACUCACUUCACUGACUUGGGAUUUCAUGAGUUGGCAACCAUAUCAGAUUUAUGUCGACUGAGAGCAAGCGAAGACCUCGCACCUCAGAGUUGAUUUCGAACAUUCAUAAAGAUAUCAUGCAAUAGCAAUGCUGCUCACACAUUCUGCAAAAAACAUCGCUUACACCUCGUUCUUGUUUUAAAUCUAAAUGCUGUAAAUUUCUUAUCUUUUCUGGAUCAGUUUGAACUUAUCCUUGAGAGAAAGUCCGUAUCUUGAUAGCAGCAGACAAAGAGCCUGCGAUACG
This is a messenger RNA of Marchantia polymorpha subsp. ruderalis, 1655 nucleotides long. The record is from the annotation of a GenBank genome assembly. NCBI's taxonomy places the organism in Eukaryota, Viridiplantae, Streptophyta, Marchantiopsida, Marchantiales, Marchantiaceae.